Molecule: messenger RNA, 958 nt
Organism: Symbiodinium sp. CCMP2456
Lineage: Eukaryota; Dinophyceae; Suessiales; Symbiodiniaceae
Source: the annotation of a GenBank genome assembly
GAUGCAGUCCAUCGCCAUCCAAAACUUGGUGAUCUCGCCUUUGCUGUUGGUGGUGGGCCUUCUCUGGAAGGACUCACCAUGGUGUGUGGGUUCGCUGUGGUGUUUUUUGGAAGAUCCCCGAAGGAGUGACUAUCUCCUGAGCUGUAUGUCCUACUACGUCCUGCUGGUACUCAAUAUUCCAUGCCUUCUUUUCGGUGGAGCUGACGACAUCAUUGACUCGCUGGUGGUGAAUUCGCUUGGCUUUUUCCUGCUGUACGUGCCGGUCCUCUCCAAUGCUUGGGCUCCGACAGCAUGUAUGGCAUUCUACUCAAUCUGCGCGGUCGCCCGCCUUUUUCAUAUCCGCGCCGCCGAACCCAUGACGAGCGUGGUUUUGCAAGGCUUCCAGUGGCAAGCGAUCCUGAUGAUGGUCCUCACGCACGUGGGCCUUCGCAUCAGAGCAAUUCACUUAGGCUUAAGGCGCACCCCCUUGACAGCCAGCUGCCUUCAAGAUCACCGAAGGCUUUGUGACAACGAGGCGGAGUUAGCUUGGCAGCUGAUUCCGAGGCGCAGGAGAAUCACCCUGUUGAAGCCGAACUACACCGUUUGCCGAGGGGAGCACUCUAUGAAGAUCCUCAAAGGCUUGCAGAUGCGCCGCCGCGAGUCCAAGGAGCAAGUGGUGACCCAGGUGCUCUGGUCGCUUCACGUUUUAAGCGCCGGGACACUGAACGAGGGCACUGUGAUGUUGAUCCUGCAGUUUGUGGACCCAACGCUGGCUCCUGCAGACACGUGCUAUGGCUUGCUGACGGAAGAUGGAUUGUCGCAAGUGUCGACGUUGAAAUCUCGGACUGCGAGUCUCGCCACCUCCUCGGCGACCUCGGUCACGAUACUGCAGAGACGAAUGCUGCGAGCCCUGAGCAUACCGCUGCCGAGUUGGAGGUCGACCUUAAAGGAUCAACACCAGCUCCCGCGGGACAUGUAA